CCGUCGAGCAACCGAGCAACUUUCUCUGAUCCCUCAAAAUAUUUCCUUUUCCUCGAAACCCUAACCCUAACCUCAGCUAUAAUCUGUUUCAAUCCUCUUCCUGAUCUGAAAUUCAUCCCUCCACACAGAUGGCAGCUAAACCACUAACCAGCGAGGCAAUUGCUCUCACUGAGAAGAAAAUGGACAUGUCAUUAGAUGAUAUCAUCAAAAUGUCCAAAAUUAACACAACCAAAGCUAAGAAGCAGCGAGUUCCAAAUAAAAGUCAAAAAUUUAUGAAUAAUGCUGGCCAAGAUAAAUCCAGAAAGUUGCGUCAGUUCAUGGACUCAAGAUCCUCUGUUCGACAGGGUGUUCUUGCUCAGAGGAGGUCAAAUUUCCAGGGUAACCAAUUUCCAUUGGCAACUGAGGCCGCAAGAAAGGCUACAGUUGCUCCUAUCCGCAACAGGACAUUUAAUCAAAGUUGGGCCAUGAAUGUGAAUAAGCCAAGGUAUUUCAUAAGGGUUGGGGCUCCACCAGGUCAGAGGAAGGCUGGAAAUGGAGGUUUUGCCAUGAAGCAGUCGCAGCAGCAGGUGAAGGUGGUGCCCAAGCAGAGACCUCAAACACUAGAUUCACUUUUUGCAAACAUGAAAGAACAGAGGGAGAACAUGUCCUCUCAACUUCAUAAAGCUGGAAGACAAAAUGGAGGUGGUGGGCAGCGAAGGUGGCAGUGGGGAAGAGGUCGAUUUGGCAAUUGAUACCAACUACAAAUGCACAGCUAGAUUGGGAAACUCAGUUUCAUUCAAGUAAAAGAUGUUUGUGCUUACCGUAUGUUUGCAUGUUAAACUACUGGGCGGACAGCCAAUCUAUGUACCUUGGAUUCAUUGUGAAUGUGAUUGAACCCGUUUCAUCUCAUUUUGCAACCACUGUUUUUCUUUUUCUUUUUCUUUUUUAAUUCAUUUGCAUUUGUUCUGUAUAGUUAUUUUUGUCUAUUGAAUGGGACAAAGGAACUGACAUUUGAUCUUGCUGAAUAGUAUUUGCAUUGUGGUUGGGCUUUUC
This is a messenger RNA of Ilex paraguariensis (yerba mate), 1032 nucleotides long. The record is from the annotation of a GenBank genome assembly. Lineage: Eukaryota; Viridiplantae; Streptophyta; Magnoliopsida; Aquifoliales; Aquifoliaceae.